Suillus subalutaceus is the source of this 480-nucleotide messenger RNA. RefSeq lists its product as uncharacterized. Bases 1 to 480 code for a protein of 159 amino acids. Lineage: Eukaryota; Fungi; Basidiomycota; Agaricomycetes; Boletales; Suillaceae. The record is from RefSeq and is a predicted model, not a curated record. The transcript has a single exon.
AUGUCGACUCGUUUCAUACCCACAGGAGCGCAGUCCGAUGCGGAGAAGCCAUCAUGGCAUAUACAACGUUCCAAUAUCUCCACAAAAUCCAGAGCCGCCAAAUUGACUGCGACUGCGUUGGCGACCGUGUUUAACGAUCGCAUCCCGGUUGAGGAUUACACCACGGUUGAGUAUCCCUGGGAUGAAAAUGAUUACAGCAUCCUGGAGUCGGUUGCAGUAGAAAUUGACGAGGGCACUUUUAACAUCGAAACCCUGAAGUGGAAGACCGCGGGCGCGUUCAAAGAUGGGACGAACUACAUACAGCGGUUUGUCCUACCGGCAUUGGCAGCUUACCUGAAAGCAAGGAAGGAGCUCGCUUUGAAGGAUGGCGAGAAUGCCAAUGAGGUGCUGGCGCAGUUGGAGGACUCUGACCGUGCAUAUUUGAUUAGCUUUUUAGGUGUCGACGACAAAGCGCAUCCAAUGUUCACUUUAUUUAACUAG